UAUAAAAGCGACGACGAUUUCCAGAAAAGUAAAAUCAAUUCCUCUUUUCCAGUCUUUAACCUCUCCUUUACCCUAGCACCGGGAUUGCUCUCUACCCUAUUCUCUUCUCUCCGAUCUUCGGUAACUCUGGUGUCUAUCAGAACUCAGAAGGGCCAGAUACGGCCAAUCAAAAACUCAUUUUUGUAUGAAAGGCUUAGUUUGCUUGGAAAAUUGGAUUUGAGAAGUUUGGUGGGCGAAGAUGAGUUCCUUCUCACUUACCAGGAAGAAAACCCCUUUCCAGAAGCACAGGGAGGAGGAGGAAGCCAAGAAAAAGAGAGCGGAGGAUGAAACUGCUCGUUUAUACCAGGAGUUUGUGGAGUCCUUUCAAGGGGAUAAUGCGCCAGGUUCAAAGACUUUUGUUCGAGGUGGAACCAUCAAUCCCAAUGACAGAUACAAGCCUGAUUCUGAAGGUGAAAAGUCCAAAGAUGGGGUAUCUGUUCCAAAGAAGGGAAGUAGGUAUGUCCCAUCUUUUAUUCCACCUCCACUGCUAUCCAAGGGAAAAGAAUCUGAGAAGAAGAAGGAGGAGGAAAGGCCAAAGGAAAAAGAAAAGGGGAAGUCUCGAAACAUAGAUCAUUUUAUGGAGGAAUUGAAGCAUGAGCAGGAGAUGAGGGAGAGAAGAAAUCAAGAACGUGAACAUUGGCGUGAAGGGCGUCAUUGUGAAAGUUCUGCCCCUUCUAGUCGAUUCGAUGAGCUACCUGAUGACUUUGAUCCCAGUGGAAAAUUACCAGGAUCAUUUGAUGAUGGUGAUCCACAGACUACUAAUCUCUACGUUGGAAAUCUUUCGCCACAGGUUGAUGAGAAUUUCCUUCUUCGUACUUUUGGAAGAUUUGGGCCCAUUGCUAGUGUGAAAAUUAUGUGGCCCAGGACAGAAGAAGAGCGAAGACGACAGAGAAAUUGUGGUUUUGUUGCUUUUAUGAAUAGAGUUGAUGGACAGGCUGCAAAAGAUGAAAUGCAAGGAGUAGUUGUUUAUGAGUAUGAGCUGAAAAUUGGAUGGGGUAAAUCUGUUGCUCUACCAUCACAGGCACUUCCUGCUCCCCCACCCGGGCACAUGGCGAUAAGGAGUAAGGAGGGUGCCACAGUAAUCUUGUCUGGUCCAUCAGGCCCACCUGUCACGUCUGUUCCAAAUCAGAAUUCUGAAUUGGUUCUUACGCCAAAUGUUCCUGAUAUUACGGUUGUUCCUCCUGAGGAUGACCACCUCCACCAUGUGAUCGAUACGAUGGCUCUUUAUGUUUUGGAUGGAGGAUGCGCAUUUGAACAAGCUAUAAUGGAGAGGGGCCGUGGAAAUCCUCUUUUCAACUUCCUGUUUGAACUUGGAUCUAAGGAACAUACAUACUAUGUCUGGAGGCUCUAUUCUUUUGCUCAGGGUGAUACUCUUCAAAGGUGGCGAACUGAGCCAUUUAUCAUGAUAACUGGCAGUGGAAGAUGGAUACCACCACCUUUGCCAACUGCUAAAAGCCCAGAGCAUGAAAAGGAUUCUGGCACUACCUAUGCUGCAGGAAGAAGCAGGCGAGUAGAGCAGGAAAGAACUCUAACUGAUCCACAGAGGGAUGAAUUUGAGGACAUGCUGCGUGCUUUAACUUUAGAAAGGAGCCAGAUAAAAGAAGCAAUGGGUUUUGCACUGGAUAAUGCUGAUGCAGCAGGAGAGAUAGUUGAAGUAUUGACGGAAUCUUUGACACUCAAGGAAACACCUAUUCCAACUAAAGUUGCUAGGCUCAUGCUUGUUUCUGACAUUCUUCACAAUAGCAGUGCACCUGUGAAAAAUGCAUCCGCAUACCGCACCAAAUUUGAGGCAACAUUACCUGACAUCAUGGAGAGCUUUAAUGAUUUGUAUCGCAGUAUAACUGGAAGAAUCACAGCUGAGGCUCUCAAGGAACGAGUUCUAAAAGUAUUGCAAGUAUGGUCAGAUUGGUUUCUGUUUUCAGAUGCAUAUGUAAAUGGAUUACGAGCUACUUUUCUUCGAUCUGGAAACUCUGGAGUGAUCCCUUUUCAUUCCAUAUGUGGUGAUGCCCCUGAAAUAGAAAAAAAGUCUAAUUCAGAAGAUACAGGUGAUGGAAGUAAGUCAAAUCAGGAUGCUGCUUUAGCAAUGGGCAAAGGAGCAGCUACGAAGGAGUUAAUGAGUCUACCCCUUGGUGAGCUGGAAAGACGUUGCAGACACAAUGGACUCUCUCUUGUUGGUGGUAGAGAAAUGAUGGUUGCACGAUUGCUAAGUCUGGAAGAGGCAGAGAAGCAGAGGGGUUAUGACCUGGAUGAUGAUUUGAAAUUAGCACAGAGUUCUGGUAGGCAUCUAGCUGCUCGGAGAGAAAUAAGCACCGAGGCAGAGCCAGUGGGAUUAUCCGGAUGGAAUCAUUAUGGUGAGGAUGAGAUACAGCUACAGAAUAAAGAGCCUGUAACUUUGGCCACAACAACCCUUACCAUCCCACAGCCUGAACUAAAAGUGUUCACAAGGAAAGAGAAAGCUGAUCCUGUUUUGCCAGCCUCUAAGUGGGCUCGAGAGGAUGAUGAUGAAAGUGAUGAUGAACAAAAAAGAAGCAAUGCGGGUUUGGGAUUGAGCUACUCAUCUUCUGGAAGUGAGAAUGUGGGUGAUGGCGCCAAUAAGGUAGAUGAUACUGAAGUUGUGGCUGAUGCAAGCGUUCCAGCACAACCUGAUAGUGGAAUAAAUGAAGAGCAGAGACAGAAAUUGAGACGUUUGGAGGUUGCUCUGAUAGAAUAUCGAGAAUCUCUUGAAGAGCGAGGGAUCAGAAGUUCAGAGGAAAUAGAGAGGAAAGUUGCAGCCCAUCGGAAACGGCUACAAUCUGAAUAUGGCUUAUCUGAUUCCAAUGAUGAUACAGGAAGCAGGAGAAGGGACAGGCGAGAUGAUGCUCGUGAAUCUUCAAGAAAGAGACACCGCAGCCAGAGUAGAAGUGAAAGUCCUCCAAGGAAAUCAUCGAACAGAGAACGAGAGAGGGAAACUGAUUCAGACAGGGAUCGAGAAAGGCACAGGGAUAGGGAUAGAUCUAGAAGUCAAGAUUUGGAGGGUGAAAAGGGCAGGGAUCAUCGUGAAAAGAGUGGAAGCCGGGAGAGAGAUGAUCAUGACAGGGACAGAGGCAGAGAGAGGGACAGGGAUAGGAGGAGACGAGCAAAAUGAGGCUGUAGUUCUCUCUAAAUUGAUUCAAGGAUUUCUUCAAGACAUCUCUAAAUGAAAUGUUCUACGUGGGAACCAUUAUUUGAAUAUAUGGGUGGCGUGGCCUGUGGAGAAAAUCUGACCUAGAUUUUGUAUGGACGCCAAAGCAUGAGUCUCUGUCCUGUUUGAAAUUAUGUCUGGAAGAAGAUACUUCUAGUGACAUGUGAGAGGGGAUCUAAGUCAUAUCAAACUGUAUUUGUCAAAUUGUAUUUUAGUUACAGUUAAAAUUUUUUGAAUCUGCUUUUAUUUUAUCUUUUGUUUAUUGACUCAUUCAAUCCAACCUUGGGGCUAGUUUUCUUUUGAUACAAAGUGGAGAUAAAAGAGGAAUUUGAAUUAUUGAACACUACCAAA
Molecule: messenger RNA, 3550 nt
Organism: Carica papaya (papaya)
Lineage: Eukaryota; Viridiplantae; Streptophyta; Magnoliopsida; Brassicales; Caricaceae
Product: protein RRC1-like
Biological process (GO): RNA processing
Cellular component (GO): nucleus
Molecular function (GO): RNA binding
Source: RefSeq, a predicted model, not a curated record